AUGGUGCAAAUGUUCAUCUACGCUAAUAUGGAGACGAUCGGCUCCAUGUACACCCAACAGAUGUUCAACCUUACCCGAACGGAAACUACUGAAUUCAACUCUGUCUUAGUCUCGUUAUCCGGUUUUAUAGGAUUCGCUUUUCUACUCACCUAUGUAUGGACGAAACUGGGAAAACGGGUUGACAAUCGUGUCGGAGUUUUGGCUGGAAUCUUCAUUUGUGUGACAUUUUUGUUCACAACUUAUUCAUGGCCAUUCUAUACGGAAAACGUUGAAAGUGAUGAGUGCCACUCACCGUGGUGCGCAUCAACUCCAAAAAUACCAUGGUUGCUCUAUUCUGGCUCCUACGUGCUAGUCUUCGGUAUCGGCUUUGCCUUAUUGAAUGUUCAUCUGGCUGCAAUGUACUCUGGGGUUCUCGGACCCCGUCGGCAAGGUACGAUGCAUGGAAUCAAUUCCCUCUUGGCCAGCUGUAGUAGAGUUCUUGGACCAGUUGCUGUAACGUAAGU
Messenger RNA from Strongylus vulgaris, 503 nucleotides. Lineage: Eukaryota; Metazoa; Nematoda; Chromadorea; Rhabditida; Strongylidae. The record is from the annotation of a GenBank genome assembly.